Lytechinus variegatus (green sea urchin) is the source of this 2163-nucleotide messenger RNA. Its product is annotated as kelch-like protein 14. The record is from RefSeq and is a predicted model, not a curated record. The coding region runs from base 153 to 2087 and encodes 644 amino acids. NCBI's taxonomy places the organism in Eukaryota, Metazoa, Echinodermata, Echinoidea, Temnopleuroida, Toxopneustidae. Gene Ontology annotation, molecular function: protein binding. The transcript has 3 exons.
AGCAAAUAGCAACGGAUGACGCUUUCCGUUACACUUACAGUUGAAAAUUUGAUGGAAGAUGAUAUUGUAUAAAAUUUUACCUAUUGAUAACAUACGUCUGGGAAUUAUCAAACUCUUUGAUAUGAAGUAGUGGCUGACAUUCCAGAAUAACAAUGGCAACAGCACGCAUCGCAAUAAACAACAAUUUCAGCAUGCAGAAGCCUAUAAGACCAGAACCACAUCGUAGUCAUGCUCCGGCCCCUAGCAGACAGUACCAGUGUGCUGAGCAUGGUAAAGACAUUCUCAACCAGCUUCAUCAGUUGUGGAAGCAGCGGAUCUUGUGCGAUGGUAACAUCAUUGCCAAUGGUCACCAUUUUGCUGUACAUCGCGCUGUGCUUGCUUCCUGCAGUGAGUACUUCAGGUCAAUUUAUCUUGAGAAUGACAACGUCCGUGACGUCCAACUCCACAGUAACAUCACCAAGGACAGUCUGGAGUUGCUCCUGCACUAUGCUUACACCUCUCAGAUAGAACUCACCCUGGAGAAUGUCCGCAAGGUUGUGUCUGGAGCCGUUCAGUUGAAAAUGAAGCGUGUCAUCGACAUCUGCAUUCAGUAUCUGACGUCUGUCCUGGCCGUUGAGAACUGCAUCGGAAUCCUCCACCUCUCCAGGAAGUUCUGUUUCAAGCAGUUGGAGCAGGAUGUGCAUGAGUUCAUCGUUGAUAACUUCUUGACUGUAGCAGAGAGACCAGAGUUCCAGUCCCUCAAGUAUGAUGAUAUGUGUUUUUUCCUCAAGCAAGACCGCAUGUCCAUUGUUUCUGAGUUUCAGCUCUUUGGAAUUGCAGCUCGUUGGAUAAACCAUGAUAAGCAGACAAGAUUCAGACAUGCAGCUCACCUGAUGAAGCACAUUCGAUUCCCAUUGAUAUCAAGUGAUGACUUGGUGGAACACGUCCAGUCACAUGACUUUAUGAUGCAAGAUCAGGCAUGCCAUCGAUUCCUGAUAGAAGCCUUAAACUACCACCUGGUGCCUCACCGCCAGCCGGCCAUGCAGACCCCUCGCACCCGCAUCAGGUCGACCAAGGAAGCCAUCGUGACCAUUGGAGGUGAACUGCCACACCAUAGAGUGAGUAACCUGGUUAUUGCUAUGGAUGAACUACACAGCGGCUGGAAGGAACUAUCUAGGAUGCCUCUGAAGCGGGUGGAUCACUGUGUGGUGGUCCUCAAUCAUUUUGUUUAUGUUGUCGGUGGGCAGGUGACAUUGAACUCCAAUGGCAAGGAGAGCAUUGGGACUGUCCAUCGGUAUGAUCCUAGGUUCAACAAGUGGCUGCAGAUGUGUCCUAUGCAACAGAGAAGAGCAUUCUUCUACUUGGCUGGGGUUGGAGGCAGCUUGAUAGCUGUGGGAGGUAAGAAUGAACAGGGUGCCCUGGCUUCAGUUGAGAUGUUCAAUCCGACAGAGAAUAGUUGGAAAUACCUGCAUCGCUUGGAUGAACCAACAUAUGCCAUGUCUGGAACUGUCGUAGAUGGCCACUUAUACAUCAGUGGAGGAUUUGCCACCCACAACUUCAGCCGGAUGUGCUACAUGUACAACGGAGAGAUCGACCACUGGAUUCCCAAGUGCAAAAUGAGUGUUGCUAGAGGGUUUCACAUGAGCUGCACUAUCCGUGGAAUGAUGUAUGUUAUGGGUGGGAACCAUUUGAACUCCUAUGGAGAUCGGGUUGACGUAAUGGGAGUUGAGCGGUACAACCCUCAAGAAGACACCUGGAUCACCAUGUCACCCAUGCUGACUGGUCUUAGCAUGGCAGGCUGUACAACAACGGAAGACAAGAAGAUCUAUGUUGUUGGUGGCUACAAUGGCCUUGGUCGGCAGCGUGAGAAGGACAUUCAUUGCUACAAUGUAGACGCAGAUGAGUGGGACGUGGUUGCAGAGCUUCCAGACUCGAGUUUAAGAAUGUCUUGUUGCACAUUGACUCUUCCAAAUAGCGUCUUCAACGGAUCAUCUCCUACUGCUGACUCCUUGUCGACUUCAGACUCUCAUUUCACUUCCGUUUCACAGCUGAACGAGAAUUACUCGGGAAUGAGUAACAGUGGAAGUACUGUCUUAAUGAACAGGUAACACAAUAUCAUGUUAAAACCUUACAACGGUUUAUAGUAUACUAGCCAGUUUAACAUUCCAUUGGAGUUUAGUAAUC